Pocillopora verrucosa is the source of this 390-nucleotide messenger RNA. Lineage: Eukaryota; Metazoa; Cnidaria; Anthozoa; Scleractinia; Pocilloporidae. The record is from RefSeq and is a predicted model, not a curated record.
AUGAAGAUUGGAAAUCAGCUCAACUUUAUCGUGAUUAACAAGAAGGCUGACUCUUUGUAUACAUUGAUUGCUGAUGGGCAAUACCGCUCAACCUCACUGGGUCGUGACACAUGGAAAGAGUUGAUUGGUUCACAGGCCUCUUUGCAGCUUCAUUGCAACAGGGAAGGUUUUAAUGUUGUUUGUAACCGCAACCAAUAUUCAAAAGCUAGAAUUGGUAUUAUUGGCGACCUCUUCUACCGAGCCCGCCGUUGCUUAUUUUGCACAUCACGGAUUGGAUUUGGUACAGGCGGUUUACCUGAUUACGACAGUUCGUGUGGUAACGAAGCACGGCUGCAAUCAGAUAAUGAAGAGAAACGUAUAAGGGCCAUGGGAUACAUUUUGGUAGAAUAG